Molecule: messenger RNA, 213 nt
Organism: Plasmopara halstedii
Lineage: Eukaryota; Oomycota; Peronosporomycetes; Peronosporales; Peronosporaceae
Exons: 2
Coding region: 1-213 (70 amino acids)
Source: RefSeq, a predicted model, not a curated record
AUGUGCUCGUGGAAAGGGCUGCCAGUGAGGACCACGAACAUACAGACUUACUCGCAACCCAGCUCAACUGGUCCAUGUUCCGGAGUGCUUAUGCCAAAUAUUGGACUGUCAGAGAUAGAGUUCCCGAAAAACGAAUCACCCGUCGACAGCGUUCCUGAAAUCGAAUCACCCGUCGAGAGCGUUCCCGAAAUCGAACCAUUCGUCGAUCUCUAG